This is a messenger RNA of Monopterus albus (swamp eel), 1679 nucleotides long. It is a transcript of the gene neil1, whose product is annotated as nei-like DNA glycosylase 1. Bases 300 to 1604 code for a protein of 434 amino acids. The record is from RefSeq and is a predicted model, not a curated record. Gene Ontology annotation, molecular function: DNA-(apurinic or apyrimidinic site) endonuclease activity; nucleic acid binding; zinc ion binding. Gene Ontology annotation, biological process: base-excision repair. Gene Ontology annotation, cellular component: nucleus. The transcript has 10 exons. NCBI's taxonomy places the organism in Eukaryota, Metazoa, Chordata, Actinopteri, Synbranchiformes, Synbranchidae.
GUUUCAGCUACGGCUACAUAUCCCAUGAUGCGUUGGGGGUGAAAUGUGUCCUCACGUUACGUUUCUGCUGUGCGUUUGCAGGAAAAAAAAAACCCGUUCGACAUUUUUCGCUGUUGAAUAAGUUAUUAGGGAACAUGACAAAACAUCCACUUAGGCUCGACAUGCAUGAAAAAUACUAGACCACAAACUAUCGAGCGUGAAAAGCUUAAAGAUCUCGCGGGAUUUAGAACUAAUGGUGACGUUACGCAACUUGUUUAGUAACAAGCUUGUGUAACCCUUCAGUAAGUGAUACCUGCUUAAUGCGCCAGCUUUGCAGAGAGUGGAGGAAGUCAACAAAGUCCUUGCAACACAGCUUCAUCUGUUCCAACAAAAUGCCUGAGGGACCAGAACUGCACCUGGCCAGCCUUUAUGUGAACAAAGUGUGUGAUGGAGUGGUGUUUACUGGACCAGUCAGAAAGUCUGAGGUCAGCAAGAAUCCUGAUGUGCCCUUCAACUGUGAGGCCUACCACAUCACAGCCGCUUCUAGAGGGAAGGAAGUGAUGCUCACCCUGGCACCCAUCAAGCGUGAUGAUCCUAAAUUCAGAGUGAAGACAGGACAAGCAGACCAGCCCAUGGACAUUGUCUUCCGCUUUGGGAUGUCGGGACAUUUCCACUUCAGCACAGAGGAUGAGCUGCCCAAGCAUGCCCAUUUGCGUUUUUAUACCAAAGAAAAGCCCUGCAGAGUGCUAAGCUUUGUGGAUACACGCAGGUUUGGCAGCUGGCAGCCCAAUGGGACUUGGCAGCCUGGCAGAGGGCCCUGUGUCAUGUUUGAGUACAAAAGCUUCAGGAAGAAUGUUGUGUUGCACCUGUCUGACCGUGCCUUUGACAGGCCCAUCUGUGAGGUUCUCCUCAAUCAGAAGUACUUCAAUGGUAUCGGGAACUACCUGAGGGCUGAAAUCCUUUUUAGGCUGAACAUUCCACCUUUCGUGCCAGCCAGGACUGUAUUGGAAGGCCUUGAUUCAGAUGAUUCAUCUGAAAAUGAGACUACAGACAUAAGGACCUCAGUCAGACCUAAAAAGAAAGGGAUGAAAGGAGAAAUGAGUGACCUACUUCGACUGUGUCACGCAGUUCCUCUGGAGGUAAUCGACCUAGGUGGAAAGGGCUACGAUCCUGAGAAGGCAGACUACUCUGGUUUUGCGACGUGGCUGCAGUGUUACAGCGUGGAUGGAAUGAAAUCCAUCCAGGACCACAGUGGCAGAACUAUAUGGUUCAAAGGAGAUCCAGGCCCCAUGGUGCCUAAAGGUUCAAAGUCACCAAAGGCAAAAAAGAGAGCAAAGAAAGAAGAUAACCAUGAUUACACAGACAAGAAAAAAGUGGCCCGGAGUCGCCCUGAAGGCACAAUGAGGACGAAGAUGGUAAAACAGGAAACUGUGACCAAACCACUAAAGAAAGAGAAGGAUGCGUGGUCAAAGGAAGCCGGAUCCAAGAGAAAAAAGACUCAGGAAGUCAGCACAUCUCAGAGUGGAAAGGGAUCAGCUGCACACAGGAGGAAGAGUAGGAGUGCACAACCAGCUGCAGGUUCACAGCGGCGGAGCAGGAGAAUUACCAGACAGAACAGCAAAUAAAAUGUUUAAAAUUACUGUAAGGAACUCUGAUGGCACUAUACAUUUUUAAAAAAUAAACACACUUCUGUAAAAGUU